CCCAAGCGAAGUGCAACCAGCCAAGUGCAUGUCGCUUAUGUGCUGUUGUGAAACACGGUGACGUGUUUUCCAGCCAAUGUGGGCGAAUGAUCCAGCUGGGUGGAGGGGGGGGGAUGGUGAGUCCAGCUUUAUAAUGAUAUGCUGAUAUAUCACAAUGAGGUCCCGACAUCCAAUGGUGGGAAAUGUAGCCUGCCAUCGGCGGGCAGAGUGGAUGAUCGCAAACUGGCUUGGCAACGUCGUGAAACCGAUUUUCGGCCUUCUUACCAUAUUGUCCGCUCAUGCCACUGCACACACCUGACGUCGGUGGGUACGGAAAACCCUGGCCUAUGUCUUCGUUAGCAUUAUGUUUGGAAAUCAUGAAAUCAUACAGAUCAGAUGAUGGCCAUUCAGCCCAUCACACCUGUCCCAGCUCUUUGAAAGAGCUAUUCAAUUAGUUCCACUCCCCUGUUCUUUUCCUGUAACCUGCUCAUGUUUCUAUUUAAGUACGUAUCCACUUCUCUUCUGAAAUUUAUUACUGACUGCUUCUGGCACUGUUUCAGGCUGUCCAUUCCAGAUCGUAACAACUUUGAGUAAAAAUCCUUCUCCUCAUCUCCCCCUGGAUUUUUUUUUUUUGUUGCUAAUUAUUUUAAAAUGCCAGUCACUAUACUUUGUUGGAGAGAUAGAAGAUCCACCCCAACUCAUGCUUUGUGAAUCUUAUUUUUCUCUGAGUAUAAGAUUGAGGGAGUGCUGCACAGUGGGAGGUUAGUUGUUAAACAAGGCCCACCUGCUCUUUCAGGUGGAGAGUUCUCCCGGUGUUCUGCCAAUAUUUAUACCUCAAGUAACACCUAAAAAAAAUCCAACUCAUUAUCACAUUGUUGUUUGCUGGAGCUUGCUGUGUGCAAAAUGGCUGCUGCAUUUCCUACAUUAUAACAGUGUUUACAUUUCAAAACUAUUUCAUUGGUUAUAAACUGCUUUGGCACAUUCUGAGGUCAUGAAUGGUACUAUUUAAUUACAACUCUUUUUUUUCCCUUUUUCUCUUUUUCCUGUUGGCAGUAUUUGUGAGGGUGCAUGAGAGUGACAUUGAGGGUGAAACCUGGAGCUGUGUCUUACUCCAGAGUCUGUUGCAUGGUAUUGUCAGCAUCAUUCUCUUCCUCACCAUCAUCCUUUGCUUCCUUGUUGCUGUGAUGGAUCUGCAGAUAGGAUGACACAAACUAAGAAUAUUUGAGGAGAACCCCUUGAGUUUGCAGGAAGUGAACUCAAUGAUAAAUAAAAGACUGAAGGAUGCCAUCUUCACUGACCAAUGGAGUGAGCUCUUUAUGGACACACUAAGCCCUUUUGGUUAUGUGCUGGUGACCUCUGAGAGGAUGCAGGGGCAGCUGCUCCUAGUGUUUGCCAAGUACUAUCUCCUUCCAAACCUGCAGGACAUCCAAACUGACUGCACCAGAACCGGGCUUGGUGGAUAUUGGGGGAACAAGGGAGGGGUCAGUGCCAGACUGUCUCUGUGUGGUCACAUGAUUUGUUUCCUCAACUGCCAUUUGCCGGCUCACAUGGAAAACUCUGAACAGAGAAUGGACAACUUUGAGAGCAUCCUCCAGCUGCAGCAGUUCAACGGGCCUGUUGCCAGUGGGGUCCUCGACCACGAUGUUGUGUUCUGGUUUGGUGACCUGAACUUUCGAAUCGAGCACUACGAUAUCCGUUUUGUGAAAAAUGCCAUUGAGAAGAACAAGUUGGGCAUUCUAUGGGAGAAAGACCAGUUGAAUAUUGCAAAGGCGAUUGAGCCAGCACUGAAUGGAUUUCAGGAAGGUCCUCUCAACUUCAGGCCAACGUACAAAUAUGAUGUGGGCACAAACACAUUUGACACCAGUUCUAAGAAACGCAAACCUGCCUGGACAGAUCGGAUUCUCUGGAGGGUGAAAAUGUCUGAUUGCUACGACCUUUCGGCGAACACCACAUUAUUGGUGAGGAGCAAAUCCCCAGAUGGCAAAAACAGCCACAUUCAGGUGUUACAGCAUGUUUAUCGUAGUCACAUGGAGUACCUCAUCAGCGACCACAAACCCGUCACUGCCAUCUUCUCCCUGAAGUUUUCCCAUAAAAUGCAGAUCCCUUUGAUUCAGCUCCAGGUGGAGGACGAAUGGAGCAAACCAUCGGACGCUGUGGUCAGAUACAGGAUGGCGAGCUCCUUCGCCAAGAGCUCGUGGGACUGGCUUGGUUUGUACAGGGUUGGCUUUAAACAUCACAAGGACUACGUAACAUAUGUCUGGGCAAAGCAUGAUGAAGCCGAUGCUAUGAAACAAUGCUAUCAGGUCAUGUUCAAUGAGGAAUCCAUGCCAAAGGGCAGUGGGGAGUACAUCCUAUGCUACUACAGCAACAAUUUCAACACCAUUGUGGGAGUGACUGAGCCUUUCCAGAUUAUUCUGCCCUCCACAAGUUCCAACUCCAGCAAAUCUGACAGCUCUGAUUCCAGCUCUGAUGGAGAGGAGAUGAGCACCCUGAAGCUGAUUCGGCCCAAAUCCCGCAGCCCCAGCCCAGGCAAAACAAAGAGGAGGAACAGCCGGAGUCGGAGUAAGAGCCCGGCUGUACCAAUAACGAGAUCCCUGCAGGGUCUCAACCUCACCGUAAGCUCCAAGCACAAAAGCAAGAGCCGCAGCCCCUCACCCAGGGGAGCUCAAGUCUCGACCUCCAGGCAACUCAAAGUGCCAGGAGGCAAAAUCACUGCAGGAGACGGCCAGAACUCAGCAAGCAGCCUGAGGGACACACCUUCACCUUCAGCCCCAGCUACUUUGAAAAACCCAGCAAGCCGGGGGAAGGAUCAGACCAUUCCUGAUGCGGGAGCCGCCAUCAUAGGGAGGCCAAGUAGCCAGGCUCAGGAACUCAUGGUACAGGCCCAUGGCAUACAGCAAAGUGACAGUGCUCAGCCUCCACACUCGUCUCCAAAACCCUUCCAAUCACCUCGUCAAGAUGGAGCAGUCACUUUGAAGUUCAGUGAAGCGAAUCAGCUCUCCACUGGCAAGACGCAUCAAAGUGUCCAAGUGCCGGUGUCCGAGUCAAUACCAUCAAUAUGGCAAUAGGAGGCCAAGGCAAUGCAAUAUCUUCAGAGAGAAACACUGGCAUGAAGAGUACCAUGGUCGCUGAAAAGGCAAAGUAACAAGAAAUUAAAGGUCUCUUGUUGCCGUGACUGGUCAACAAAGCACAGAGAGACUGGACAGACAUUAAUUGUUACUCAUAGUGGAAAGAUGUGUGGGACAAUCAGCCUGCAAGGGUUAUCCUGAUUUUUAAUGUGAUAUGAGCUACUCCAAGAGGCUUAAUAACUUUUACAGCCUCCGGAGUUGAUGUGUGAAUGCAAUCAUUGUGCAAUUAUUCAAUUAGUUACCUAAUUUACACUGUAAAUAAUACCAUUACCAUACCAUUGUGUGAUUGAAAUUCAGUGCACACACACCAGCGAACCUGCUCCUUGUCUGCAUUUCUAUCUUCUGUUGCCUUUCUCUUUCCCUCUUUCAGUGUCCUUUGUGCUCUAUCCUUUUCUAUCUGUGACCCUGUGUCUGUCCUUGUUUUACCUGCUGACUUCUUUUAUCCAUGACUCUUUUUAAUUGUCUGUCACUCUAUAUUUGCCUUGCUGCAUUUCAGUUCUGUAACAGGACGAUUGUGAAAACCUGUGCCGUCAUAGGGGAAGCUACACUCUCAAGCAACAAAGGUGGAAGACAUGAAUACAACAUUGUAUUCUUUACCUUAAAGCUCCAUUCAUUCCCCCGAGUGUGGCUUUUUGCUGGGAGCAUGGGAUUAAAGAAUCGCCUUAUAUCUGUCUUUCUCAAUGUUUAUCUGUUAUCUGUCACUGUCCACCUCUAUUGUCUGAACUUUACUGUAACAAAUAGGCACUUGGUAGUACAGAACUUGAAUAUUGCUGAAAAAAAGAGACAUUCUUGGUCAUAGCUUUUCAUCUUCAAUCAGUUGACUGGUGCAUAUUCCAUGGCAAUGCCUCCACCAAUCAGAGUCCACUUGCCAACCAAUCAGCACUCUCUUCUCAUAUCAUAUAAAUUGCUGUUCCCUGUACAGUUGGUAUUCUUGUGAAUUGUCCUGAAGAGUGCACAAACAAAAAAAUCUCUUUUUACUGUAACAGUGAGUGCCAAAUUAUUCAUGUGGGCAGCAGGAACUUAGGAAGUGUGGGACAAUGCAUCAUACUCUGCUGCAGAAAACAGAUCCCAGGUAUUUUAACUCCUGAACACGCUGCUAGUUCACCUCUCGCCAGAGCAGGAAGGACGUGAGGAGUGCAGCUUCUGGAAAAUUAGCUGGUUCUUGGCUGUCCACCAGCACCCAGAUAACUGUAGGGUGGGUUGCCCCAGCCUUUCUUUCCCAUUGAAGCUGCAGAUUGCUGGGCUGUAUUGAUGGGUGACCAGCUUUCUUCUCAAUCCUCCAAGGACUUGCUGCACUAUCCAUCUUGCAUUGAUAGGUUACUCUGCAACCAGUCGGUAGGGUGGCACAAGGGGUGGAGGCUGAAUCACCUGCUGAUUGACUCACUCACUCCCAGGAACAGGGAGGUGGGGUACCUGGCCUUUGUUUUAAUCUCCCCUCAUAGUUGAUAAUUCAUCCAGUACAGAUGUACAAGUACAGUAACUGUGAACGUGGGUGAACAUCAGGCUUUGCUCAAUGUGAAAAAAAACUAAAUCAUGCUGUUGAAUGUAUAUAAUUACAUAAGCUUCUUGAAUAAAUUAUUUUAAUUUAUUUUCCUUCUCCUUCCGCUCGGAUCAAUUUUAUCCUCUCCUGAAUAUACUGGAUUUAGCUGAUGCACAAUUCUAGAGGCAUUGGAUGUCUUCUAGUACCCAGCCAUGCUGGCCAUGGUUCAUCUAUAAAGUUAGUCAGUAUUGGUGAAAAUGAUAAUCAGAAAAUAAUAUGGUGAACUCUUCAGUAUAAACAUGGACUGUUCAGUGUAGAUGAGAACUCUUUAGUAAAGAUGGGACUCUUCAGUAUGGAUGAGGGCUCUUCAUUUAAGAUGUGGACUAUUCGUUAGAGACAAGGACACUUCCAAAGAGACAAGGACUCUUUAGUAUAAGGCCAAGACUCUUCAGUUUAGAUCAAGACUCUUCAGUAUAGCUGAGGAUUCUUCAUUUAAGAUGCAAACUCUUAGUAGCGAUGAGGACACUUCAGUAUAGACAAGGAUGCUUCAGAAGAGAGGACUGUUCAUUAUAGAUGAAAGCUCUUUAGUAUAAGUCAUGGAUUCUUCUGUGUUGGUAUUGUAGCAUAAUGGCUACGUUAGAGGCCUGACUGAUGAUCCAGGGACAAGAGUUCAAAUCCCACACAGCAGCUAAGAAAUUUAAAUGCUGUUAAAUAAAUGAAUCUGUUCUUUUUUAAACCUAUUAUCUGUAAUGCUGACCAUGAACCUUCUAGAUUAUUACAAAAACCCAUUUGGUUCACUACUGUCGUUUAGGAAAGGAAAUCUGCUGUCCUUAUCCAGUCUGGCCUACAUGUGACUCCAGACCUGCAGAAAUAUAGUUGAUUCUUAACUGCCCUCUGAAACGGCCUAGCAAGCAAUUCUGUUGUAUCAGAAGUGUUACAAUAUUCACCUGCAGCAUUUCAAGAAGGUGGCUCGUCACCACCUUCUCAAAGGCAAUUAAGAAUGGGCAAUAAAUGCCAGCCUUGCCAGUGACACCCACAUCCUGUGAAUGAAUACAUAAUAAAAUCUUCAGUAUGGAUGAAGAGUCUUCAUUUAAGAUGUUGACUCUUCAGUAGAGACAACGAUCCUUCGUAAGAGACAAAGACUUUUCAGUAUAGACAAGCACUCUUUAGUAUAUAAACCAGGACUCCAGUGUAGUCGUGGAGUUUUCAGUAUGAGCAAAGGUUCUUCAGUAUAGACAUGGACUCUUUAUAAUAAGACCUGGACUUACCCAUAUAAGAUGUGAACUCUUAGUAAAGACAUCGAUUCUUUAGUGUAGAUCAGAACUCUUCAGUAAAGAUGUGACCUAUUCUGUAUAGAUGAAAAUUCUCCAAUAUAAAUUAAGACUCUUCAGUAAACAUGUGGACUUCAGUAUAGAUAAAGGAUUUUCAGGAUAGGCUAGGCCUCUUCAGUAAGAACAUUUCAGGGUAGACCAGCACACUUCAGGAAAGAUAUUAAUUCUCCUGUGUCGACUAAGACUAAUCAAUAUAAGGACCUUUCACUGUAAACCAGGAAUCUUCAGUAAAAAUAUGAUUCCUCAAUAUAGACAAUAGUGCUUCAGUAUAGACCAGGAUUCUUCAGUAAAGAUGUGAACUGUUCAGCGUGGAUGAGGAUGUUUCAUUAUGAGGAUUCCUCAGUAUAAAGACUCUUUAGUGUACAUGUGGAUUCUUCAGUACAAGACAAGGAUUCUUCAGUAUACAUGUGAAUUCUUCAGUAAAGACAUGUCACAUUUCAGUAUAGACAUGGUCUGGGAAGAGCAGUGUCAGGUCACAAAACAUUAUGGCUUGCAAUGAGAAAGCAAGAAAAAUACUGAGAGAUCAGAUGUGAAAUAAAGAGCAAGGCUUUAAUACCCUAUUGUUCAGUGUUGUUGAACCUGCACAGUUAUUGCUGAGUGCAGUAUUUCAGCAGUAAUUUUACAAUUUACAAAACCUCUCUAACUUUGUGGAAAUUGUUAACAAGUUCUAUCUAGUAUGGCUUUUGAGACAACGCUUAGAGCCAACUUUUUGGCUUUUAGAGCCAAACUUUAUGACCAGAAACAUUUCAACAGAAUUUUAAAUUAGGAUAGAAUUUUCUUUCCCCAUAAUCAGGGGCACGAUGAUAUCACAGCUAAAAGCUUCUUCACUUUCUAAACAUGAAACCUUUGUAAUGCACUGAAAUAUUCUGCAGCCUAAAUAUGAGGAAAUCUCAACAUUUACUGUAUUCACUUCCGCCGCAGGAUUCUGACUGCGGUCAAGCACAGUUUGAGCUGGUGGCAUUGGCCGGCUGUAAUUGCUGUGUGUGUUGUGUGUGUUGUGUGUGUAAGAUUCCUGUCUUCCAUUGAUUAAGGUCAGCUAUAAAACAUGACAUGGUCUGUGGAUGGAAUAAAUUUCACUGUAUUUAAACAAUGAUGCACAAUAAAGUUUAUUGAGUGUAA
Carcharodon carcharias (great white shark) is the source of this 7037-nucleotide messenger RNA. RefSeq names its product inositol polyphosphate-5-phosphatase Jb (gene inpp5jb). The coding region runs from base 1239 to 3047 and encodes 602 amino acids. Gene Ontology annotation, biological process: phosphatidylinositol dephosphorylation; negative regulation of peptidyl-serine phosphorylation. The record is from RefSeq and is a predicted model, not a curated record. Lineage: Eukaryota; Metazoa; Chordata; Chondrichthyes; Lamniformes; Lamnidae. The transcript has 11 exons. Gene Ontology annotation, cellular component: ruffle; cytoplasm; plasma membrane. Gene Ontology annotation, molecular function: phosphatidylinositol-3,4,5-trisphosphate 5-phosphatase activity; phosphatidylinositol-4,5-bisphosphate 5-phosphatase activity.